Molecule: messenger RNA, 1719 nt
Organism: Durio zibethinus
Lineage: Eukaryota; Viridiplantae; Streptophyta; Magnoliopsida; Malvales; Malvaceae
Source: RefSeq, a predicted model, not a curated record
ACAAGCACCCACACCUUCUGAAGGCAAGAAAAAGAAAAAUCCUAAACCUCAAAACCCACAGACAGUUCGUUCAAAAUGGGAAUCAAAGAUCUGCUCAGAUUCUUGAAACCUUUCAUUAAGCCCGUUCACAUCAAGAAAUAUGCUGGCAAGCGGGUGGGUAUAGAUGCUUAUUCAUGGUUACAUAAAGGAGCAUAUUCAUGUAGCAUGGAGAUUUGUUUGGAUUCAAACAGUGAAAAGAAAUCUCGAUACAUAGAUUACUUUAUGCACAGAGUCAAUCUUCUUCGUUACCAUAAGAUAACUCCAGUUGUUGUUUUUGAUGGUGCAAAUAUCCCCUGCAAGGCUGCCACUGAAAAUGAAAGAUACAGGAGGAAGAAAGAUAAUCGGGAAUCGGCAAUGGCUAAGCUUAAAGAGGGGGAUGUUAAAGGUGCAAGUGAGCUUUUCCAGAGAGCAGUGAGUAUCACUCCAGCAAUGGCACAUCAAUUGAUUCAGAUCCUAAGAUCAGAGAAUGUUGAAUUUUUGGUAGCUCCAUAUGAGGCUGACGCACAGCUAGCAUAUUUGGCCACCCUCGAGGCUGAAAAAGGUGGAGUUGUAGCAGUGAUUACAGAAGACAGUGAUCUAAUAGCAUAUGGUUGCCCAUCUAUCACUUUUAAAAUGGACCGAUAUGGCAAUGGAGAAGAACUAGUACUGUCUAAAAUUUUUGAAUCUGUAACUAGUAAGCCUUCCUUCAAAAAUUUUGGUAAAGAAUUGUUCACCGGUAUGUGUGUCUUAGCUGGAUGUGAUUUCCUUCCAUCUGUUCCUGGAAUUGGGAUUGUAACGGCACAUUCCUUGGUCUCCAAGUAUCAGAACUUAGACCGUGUUCUGUCAGUUUUGAAGAUAAAGAAGGGUAGUCAAAUGCCUGAAGAUUACUCCAAAUCUUUCAAAGAAGCAAUUGCAGUUUUUCAGCAUGCCAGAAUAUACGAUUCUGAAACCAAGGGGCUUAAACACAUGAAACCUCUUACACAACAGCUUCUGCAAUCUCUAGAUGAAGGGCUUGAUUUCCUGGGACCAGAAAUCCCUCCAUCGGUAGCAACUGCAAUUGCUGAAGGAAACUUAGACCCCAUUACGAUGGAGGCCUUUGACUGUAUCCUAACUUCUAGAAAUCAUCUAGAGCCUACUGAAUUUCAAACUUCUGGUCCAAUGAACAUGAGGCAAGUUGCAGUUUCAACUGAAAGAAAGUAUUUCGAAGAUGCUGGACUAGAGAAAUUAGCAUUUCCAGUAAAAUCUCAUGCGAAAAAUGAGAAUGAGGUUUUAGAGGAAAUUCUAUUGAAGGUUCCAAAUAACAAUCCUUUCAAGAAAAGUAAACUUGACGAAAUACACAUAGCCGAGACAAAGGACAUAGCUGAACUAGUUUCAUCAAAAGGCGAGGAUGAGAAGCUGGAAAUCUUGGGUGUUUUUCCCGAUAAUAGUCAAUUGACAUUUCCUGUAAAUAGUUGUAUAAGUGAUGGAAAACUUGAAGUCUCCAAUCAGAUGGAGAGCAAUGCUGAACAAAUUUCAAUGGUGACUGAGGUAGACUGUUCUGAGACCAUGGGCAUCAACAUGGGAUCCCAAGAAAGUGUGAGUUCUAAAACCAAAAGAGUGUUUAGUGGGAGAGGAAGAGGCCAAAAUGACAAGUUGAAGAGAAGUAAUUGCAGCAACUCAAGGACUAGGAACAGUAUUUUGAACUUUUUUGCUCGUGUGUAA